AUGAUGAAGGGUCUCUUCAAAGACGAUAUCCUCAACUAUGUGUAUACAUUUUACAAAAUAGAUGAUGAGAAACGCUCUCGGAACAGAGACAGGGCAAUUUAUAUAUUGGAUCCCGUGUCCCGCUACAGCAUUGAGUGCCUUUUGGCUGAUUUUUCUAGAGGUACGAGAUACAAGGAUACCGUCGUAUGCUUCUUACCGGGACUUAGUCCGACAAACUAUAAAAGACUUCGACAGAAUAAAUUUCUAGAAGAAGCCACUGUCGGGGGGAAAUUCGCCACGAUAGAUUAUCUAAGCUUACAGCCAGUCGAGCACAGAGUGUAUGUCACUGGUUGUACUUAUUCAGUUCCUGUGUAUUACAACUUUCAACACCUAGGACGCGAUUUGGUACAAUAUCAACUGGAUAAGUCUGUUGAUUCCAUGAUAAGUCUGUGCGUAUUGACGAAUGAGUAUCCGAUCGUUCGCUUUUACAAUUCUCCUUUAUCAAAACAGUUGGCUGUUACAUUUCAAAAGAAGUUGGACGAAUACUAUCGAAAUCAUCCGCAGUUGGCGCCUGUAAACAGCGAGACAGUGUUCCUAAUAACUGAACGUUCCAUGGAUAUUUUUGGUCCCUUUUGUCAUUACAAGUACUACCGGUCGCAGCUUUUCGACUUGAUGGACGAUCAAGUGAAGACCGUCAGAGGUGAUUACACCUAUGUGUAUGAUUACAACAUCAAGACGGGCCAAGGUGUUGAAGAGAAGCAUUUGGUGUUUGAUACUGAUGAUCCUGUUUAUUCAGAGUUGAAAGACCUAACUGUUGAAGAUUAUACACACAAGAUUGUACACAUGGUGAAUAACUUGAAAAAAGAAGAUGAUAGGUAUAAUAACUUGAAAUUUACGUCAGAUCUUUCUCAUGCGGCGUUGAACCAGAGCGAACAUAUGUUUAAUAAGCAACUUGUAACAGGGCAUUUUCAGUUGAUCAGCAAGAUCAAUGAUAAGUUUCACGAAGAGCAAUUAUUAGAAGCCAUAGUUUUUGAGAACCAGUGUGCCUCGAACUUGGGUGAAUCGAAGCAGUUGCACGAGCCAGUAAGCGAUGAUUUAAUUAAGUUACUUGCAAAUGAGCAUCUUUUCAUGGGAAACAAAAUCAGAUUGCUAAUAAUUUACGCCAUAUCUCGAGGUGGACUUAUUGAAUCAGACUAUAUGAAAUUGUUGCAUUUCGGUAUGCCGGAAAAGGUGGACUCAAUCAUGACACUCAUUAAGAAUUUGCAGAAAGUGGGACUUAAUCUACUCAAGCCUAGUUUGAGUGAGAAACGUCAGCAGAUCAACACAUUCUUUGACAUCAAGAAUACUCAGGAGUUAACCGAUAGACUUAUUCCUACAUUCUCGAAUAUUAUUCUUCGUCUUGCUCAAAAUAGAUUACCCGAACUUUACAAUAUCAAGUUGAAUGACGACUAUUACUAUGGAAGAAAGUCUGGAUCAGGCUUGGACAGUGAUCUUGAAGAGGAUGAUAAGACAUUCCCCUAUGUGAAGGGAGCACCUGUAGACGAUAUGGAAAGCUCCAUGAACAAUUUAAGCCUUGGAUCGAGCAAAUCUACAUUAAGGAGUCAGCCGAAAUGGAAAAGUACCCGUCCAUCAGAGAGCAAGUUGACAAGACAGAAAUUGUUGAUCUUCUGUGCAGGUGGAUUGACUCAGUCUGAAUUGAGCGCGAUGAUCUCUUUAGAACCUACCAUCAACAAGAACAUAUUUAUCGGUACAGAUGAACUCUACUCCACCUGGGACUUACUGGGAGACAUUAGACUUAUCAAUGAUGAGAGGAGUAAUUUCUCUUUCCCAUUAGACCAGAAAUUUCUCGUUCGGAAGCCACCAGCGUUUCUCUACGAAAAUUCAGAGUCCCGACCUAGUGGGUCAUCCUCAGCCGUGCAUUCAGGUUCCAGGGACGCGGGUAUCAAUAGGACAGAUGCGGUUGAUGCAAGCAAUGGAACUGCUGGAAUAAACUAUGGCGCCGGAUUAAACGAUUCUAAUCUUAAAACUACCGAUCAUCAUUCCCAUCAUCGUCACCUACACAAUCAUCACCAAGAUGAAUCUACUGAUAAAGAUUUGACCCCCCACGAUGAAAAAGGAAAACGCGGCAAACUCUUAAGAAGAUUCAAGAGUUUCGGCAAAUCAAGUAAUUGA
Brettanomyces nanus is the source of this 2151-nucleotide messenger RNA. RefSeq lists its product as uncharacterized. The record is from RefSeq and is a predicted model, not a curated record. Gene Ontology annotation, cellular component: secretory granule; plasma membrane. Gene Ontology annotation, molecular function: syntaxin binding. The transcript is spliced from 2 exons. NCBI's taxonomy places the organism in Eukaryota, Fungi, Ascomycota, Pichiomycetes, Pichiales, Pichiaceae. Gene Ontology annotation, biological process: intracellular protein transport; vesicle-mediated transport. The coding region runs from base 1 to 2151 and encodes 716 amino acids.